UGCCAAUAUCGCAAAACAUACAGCUAUAAAUAUCCCCCUAAGCCCUUACCUACCCAUAUUCCCUACACUCGCAUCGGGCUCUCCGCCAUAUUUGACUGCUUAUAAUCUCUUUGUUUUCCUCUUCAACAACAUUCCCAAAUGGCUUCCAUUGCCGGUUCAUCAAUCUCCAUGCAACCUCGCCACACCCUGGCUACCACCAGGGUUUCUGGGUUGAAAUUGGUUCCAUUCAUGAACCAGGGAAGAAGCAGCCUCUCAUUUAGGUUGCAUCCAAUGCCUGCUCGCCUGCGGAUUUCAUGUGCUGCCAAACCAGAGACCGUGGAUAAGGUAUGUGAAAUAGUAAGGAAACAACUAGCUAUAUCAAAAGACAAUCCAGUCACUGGUGAAUCAAAGUUUUCUGAACUUGGAGCUGAUUCUCUUGAUACGGUUGAGAUUGUGAUGGGGAUUGAGGAAGAAUUUGGAAUCACUGUGGAAGAGGAGAAUGCCCAAACCAUUGCAACUGUUCAGGAUGCUGCAAAUCUCGUUGAGAAGCUCUGCAGCGAGAAAGGUGCCUAGAAACAAGGAUCUAAGUUGGAGGUUCAUCUGCCCUUAAUUGAUGUCCCUUACUAGCCUGCAAUCUCUUGAGCAUUUGCCAAUCAUGUUGUGAACUCUAGUUUAUUUAUUUGAUCAAUCUUAGAAAACUUAUAAAUUAUGGGGAUUUUCAGUUAGGUUGUUCGUAAGUCAAGGGCAUACUAUUUUAACUGAUCGUGCAAUGUUUUUACA
Durio zibethinus is the source of this 759-nucleotide messenger RNA. Its product is annotated as acyl carrier protein 1, chloroplastic-like. Gene Ontology annotation, molecular function: acyl carrier activity. The record is from RefSeq and is a predicted model, not a curated record. NCBI's taxonomy places the organism in Eukaryota, Viridiplantae, Streptophyta, Magnoliopsida, Malvales, Malvaceae. Gene Ontology annotation, biological process: fatty acid biosynthetic process.